GUAUUGUUUGUGUUUUUACACAGGUCCCCCAAGAGGAUUAUGCUCACAUGACACCGAUGUCUAAGCGCCUCGGAACUCGCGCGUCAUAAGGGUCGAUAAGUGUUCCCACGGAUUACAGUUCUCCUCUACGUGAGUUCUUCGAUUUCCCUGGCGCCGGGUGACACCCGAAAUGUGGACUCAAGUUUUUCUCCUCGCUCUGGGACUGGAAGCCUGUCUGGCGAAUUGGAACGAUUGGUGGACCUACGAAGGGAUCUCAGGUCCUGAUUUUUGGGGUCGUCUGAACCCAGGACUCUGGGGUCUGUGCAGCACUGGGAGGCGCCAGUCCCCGAUAAACAUCGAACCACAGAAUCUUCUAUUCGAUCCACAUCUCCAGGCCUUACAAGUCGGCAAGCAUCGCGUCGGGGGUGUCCUCCAUAACACCGGUCAGGGAGUCGUUUUCCGACUCAACAUCGAGGAAGCGAACGAUUUCAACGAGCAGCUUCUCACGCCAAGCAGUCUCAAUAAACAGGAACGAGUGAACAUCAGCGGGGGGCCACUCUCCUACUCGUACCGCGCCUACGAGGUCCAACUGCAUUUCGGUCGGAACGACAGAUCCGGCUCUGAGCAUCUCCUUGCCGGAUUCGCGUUCCCUGCGGAGGUACAAAUCUAUGGAUACAACAGCGAGCUUUACGCGAACGCAUCCCAGGCACGCAGCCGUGCCCACGGGAUCGCGGUGGUGUCUGCCUUCGUCAAAGUGACACCUCCGAAAAGUUCUGAGAGCGGUAGAAGCACUCGUGAUAAAAUGACAAAGCCAAACCUCGAGCUCAAAAUGCUCACUGAUCAACUCCAGCAUAUCAUCUACAAGGGCGACAGCGUCACCUUGAAAUCCCUGUCGAUCCAGGAGCUGUUGCCCUCGACUUCGGCUCUAAUGACCUACGAAGGCUCGCUAACUUCUCCCGGCUGCGAAGAAACCGCGACGUGGAUCAUUCUCAACAGACCGCUAUACGUGUCUCCUCAACAGCUGACGUCUAUGCGAAAGCUGAAACAAGGAGAAUCUAUAUCUCCGAUGGCUCCCCUCGGUAAUAACUUCAGACCCCCGCAACCCCUCCAUCAGAGGGUUGUCCGCACGAAUAUCGAUCUCUAUCCCAUCGACGGGCGACCCGAGACCGAAGACGACGCUGACGGUAGCACCGGCCAGCAGUGUCCCUCGAUGCAGGCGAAGAAGUUCUACCAAGUGUCGCCAGAACAUCUAGCCGUGAGUUCGAAUUUCCUGAACAGCCGGUGAAGGUGGUGUGUGGAUCCCUUAGAAGAAUACCUGGAGGGAGUAAAAGUCACCAUAUCCGCGUUAUUCGAGCAUAAAUGUUGAUGCUCAUCUGAAGAAUCUGUGAACGAAACUAAUGUUCUUCGGUGGAGUCAGGUCUCUCCGAAGUUAGCUCUAGAAGAGCAAAGUACGCGCUAGCAAUCCAAGGAUAGGGGGGGUUGACGUUCGUGAUUUGUUCGGUAUUAUUAGAUGUGACAAGUGAACAUGACGGAACGAUUCAUCGAGAGAAGGCAAUAUCUAGAAGGAGU
Molecule: messenger RNA, 1548 nt
Organism: Galendromus occidentalis (western predatory mite)
Lineage: Eukaryota; Metazoa; Arthropoda; Arachnida; Mesostigmata; Phytoseiidae
Product: carbonic anhydrase-related protein 10
Exons: 6
Coding region: 170-1264 (364 amino acids)
Biological process (GO): one-carbon metabolic process
Molecular function (GO): zinc ion binding; carbonate dehydratase activity
Source: RefSeq, a predicted model, not a curated record